Humulus lupulus (European hop) is the source of this 1387-nucleotide messenger RNA. Its product is annotated as farnesyl pyrophosphate synthase 1. Bases 170 to 1192 code for a protein of 340 amino acids. Gene Ontology annotation, molecular function: dimethylallyltranstransferase activity; (2E,6E)-farnesyl diphosphate synthase activity. Gene Ontology annotation, cellular component: cytoplasm. The record is from RefSeq and is a predicted model, not a curated record. Gene Ontology annotation, biological process: trans, trans-farnesyl diphosphate biosynthetic process. The transcript has 12 exons. NCBI's taxonomy places the organism in Eukaryota, Viridiplantae, Streptophyta, Magnoliopsida, Rosales, Cannabaceae.
AAAUAUUCUUCAAGAUUAACUCUAAUGGCAAGGUUUGUAAUUAACGCGGAAAGUGGACCCAUUUACGAAUGGGAAUCGAGUUUAAAUCUGAAACUCGCUCACUUCCUUCCCUCUCAUAUAUACACACUCGGCUUACUUAUUCUCUGUUUUAUAUUUUGAGCUCUCUACCAUGGCGGAUCUAAAGGCGAAAUUCUUGAAUGUGUACUCGGUUUUGAAAUCAGAGCUCCUUCAAGAUCCAGCUUUCGAAUUCACUGAUAUUUCCCGUCAAUGGGUGGAUCGGAUGACAGACUACAAUGUUCCCGGAGGGAAAUUAAACCGAGGCCUAUCCGUUAUCGACAGCUACAAGUUGUUGAAAGGAGAAGAGUUGACUGAAGAGGAAAUCUUUCUAGCCAGUGCUCUUGGUUGGUGCAUUGAAUGGCUGCAAGCAUACUUUCUGGUUCUUGAUGACAUUAUGGACAAUUCACACACGCGGAGGGGCCAGCCUUGCUGGUAUAAAGUUCCCAAGGUUGGAUUGAUUGCAGCAAAUGAUGGGGUUUUACUUCGAAACCAUAUUUUCAGGAUUCUUAAGAAUCACUUCAAGGACAAGCCAUACUACGUUGAUCUGCUUGAUUUGUUCAAUGAGGUGGAGUUCCAAACCGCUUCGGGACAAAUGCUAGACUUGAUUUCAAGUGAAGGAGAAAAUGAUCUAUCCAAAUUCUCAUUGUCACUUCACCGCCGCAUUGUUCAAUACAAAACUGCCUAUUAUUCAUUUUACCUUUCCGUUGCAUGUGCAUUGCUUAUGUCAGGGGAGAAUCUAGAAGAUCAUGUUGAUGUAAAGAACAUUCUUGUUCAGAUGGGCAUCUACUUUCAAGUACAGGACGACUAUUUGGAUUGUUUUGUUGAUCCUAAGAUCCUCGGUAAGAUAGGAACAGACAUUGAAGAUUUCAAGUGUUCUUGGUUGGUUGUUAAGGCAUUGGAGCUCAGCGAUGAGGAACAAAAGAAAAUAUUAAAUGAGAACUAUGGCAAGACAGACCCAGAAAAGGUUGCGAAAGUAAAAGCCCUCUACAAGGAGCUUGAUCUUGAGGGUGAAUUUGCAGACUACGAGAGCAAGAGCUACGAGAAGCUGAUCACAUCUAUUGGAGCUCACCCCAGCAAAGCUGUUCAAGCAGUGUUGAAGUCUUUCUUGGGUAAGAUAUACAAAAGGCAGAAAUAAAUUAAAUAUCAAAUUCAAAGAACGGGGAAGGAAGGAGCAGAGAUCGGUCUGUGUCUAGUUUUUUUUGGCCAUUAUAUCCCAAUUUGUGGUCAUUUUCUUCCCCUGAUUUGACUAUCUGCAUUUUAUUUACCUAGGACUUUGCUUGGAUUUGAUUUUAACCAAUGAAUAAAUAAACGACAUCGGUAAUUCUUACUC